AUGAAACGAAUAAUAAUUAAUUCUUUUCCAGGUGAAUUUACAGUGCGAUAUCUGUUUUGCCGAUACCGUUUCAACUGGGACGCACUUAAAUAUAGUUUUUACAACACAUUUUAUAUCGUCACUCAUUUAGUAGGUGCCUUCGUUUCAAUAAGUUUGUUCAGUCGACGAUUCAAGUGGGACGAUUCUGUUUUAGGCCUUAUAUCUAAUUUUAGCAAAAUUAUUGGAAGUUUAACAACAGGUUUUGCAAGAAAUAGUACUGAGUUGUAUAUUGCUGUUGCCAUAGAGACAUUCAAUGCCACAUCAUUUACUGCGCUUCGGUCUAUCUCUUCAAAACUAGUGGCCAGUGAUGAAUUAGGCAAAAUGACGUCUGUCUUUAACCUAAUGGAAGUAUUGACGUCGAUGGUGUUCGGCCCUAUAUAUUCAUGGAUAUACAUGAUGACAAUACCAAUUGACGCCGGAAUCAUUUACUAUGUCAGUACGCUUCUUACAAUACCAACACUGAUGAUAUUUGGGUGGUUCUUCAUCCAGCAUAAGAAGAAUGCGCGAAGACCCAACAUUGAAGCAAUAGAUGAAAAUUUAGAAAUGUCUAACAAUAAGAACAAGAAAGAAGAAGAAGAAGCUAAACCCUCGAAAGAAGUAUCUUUGAUCAGCAGCAUUGACUUAGCAGACGAGAAGAUUUUAUUUAAUAAAUCUUAGUUAUAAAUA
This is a messenger RNA of Manduca sexta (tobacco hornworm), 705 nucleotides long. RefSeq lists its product as uncharacterized. Bases 1 to 696 code for a protein of 231 amino acids. Lineage: Eukaryota; Metazoa; Arthropoda; Insecta; Lepidoptera; Sphingidae. The record is from RefSeq and is a predicted model, not a curated record. The transcript has 6 exons. Gene Ontology annotation, cellular component: membrane. Gene Ontology annotation, biological process: transmembrane transport. Gene Ontology annotation, molecular function: transmembrane transporter activity.